CGGGCACCGAGUCGUCUGGCAACACUGCGGGCACCGAGUCGUCUCGCAACACUGCGGGCACCGAGUCGUCUGGCAACACUGCGGGCACCGAGUCGUCUGGCAACACUGCGGGCACCGAGUCAACUGGCGGAACUGCGGGCACCGAGUCAACUGGCGGAACUGCGGGCACCGAGUCGUCUGGCAAGACUGCGGGCACCGAGUCGUCUGGCAAGACUGCGGGCACCGAGUCGUCUGGCAAGACUGCGGGCAUCGAGUCGUCUGGCAAGACUGCGGGCACCGGGUCGUCUGGCAAGACUGCGGGCAUCGAGUCGUCUGGCAAGACUGCGGGCACCGAGUCGUCUGGCAAGACUGCGGGCACCGGGUCGUCUGGCAAGACUGGAGGGCACCGGGUCGUCUGGCAAGACUGCGGGCACCGGGUCGUCUGGCAAGACUGCGGGCACCGAGUCGUCUGGCAAGACUGCGGGCACCGAGUCGUCUGGCAAGACUGCGGGCACCGAGUCGUCUGGCAUUGGAUCGUCUGGCUCGACAGCGGGCAUCGGGUCACCAGGCAUCAGGUCCUUUGGCUCGCCAGCGGGCACCGCGUCAUCUGGCAAGGCAGUGGGCACCGAGUCACCAGGU
Molecule: messenger RNA, 618 nt
Organism: Staurois parvus
Lineage: Eukaryota; Metazoa; Chordata; Amphibia; Anura; Ranidae
Source: the annotation of a GenBank genome assembly